AUUUGUUGUUACUCCUCUCUAUUCGAUUCUACGUUUGUUAUUUGAUAUACAUGUUAAUAAGAGUAAACAACGCGUAUCAUAUGUUAACGAUUAUUCCCCCCAAUGAUCUAGAUCACAACAGUUUAUCCGUGUCUUGGCUUACGUACAUGCUUCCGGAGGAAACGGCCAGAGCCGGGAUGAGAAAACAUCGGAGGCGAUACGAACAUUAUGAACUCACACUCAUAUGAACUCACACUCUCUCUGAAUGUGCCACUGGGCAAUCAGUGAAGUUCCUAUCCAUUCUCCCCAACCCACUGGCCGAAAGCUUGUUCCCAUUGCCAGCCCCUCUGGCUGGUGGUUGUUCCCAGGCCUCCAGAUCACAAGCCAGUGGCUGCUAUCCGUAGGGAUAAAUCUGCUGAAUUAGACACUCUACGUUUCUCUGAAACAGCGCAUGUUAUGUCUUCCUUAUCUGCAAACAACAUUUGAGAUUUUAUGGUCCAUAAAACGCUUUUUGGACACUAGCAUGAUGCUGAUUCAAUGGUCAGAUAUGGAUGGAGGUUCCGAGACUGCUUUCUUUAAGUGAAAAAUUAGGGUGCUGCAAUGAAUUCAGCAUAUCGCGAUUGACUUUUUAAAUUUCUUUAUGUCAUUUGGUCUCUCUUCCAUAUGUUAUUCCAGAUAAAACGAGCGCCAAGACAACGGAGAUGCAGACGCGCGCUUAUUUAUCGGCAACAAGUUCUAAUUUCGAUCCCGCGCGCUAAAAUUUUUGAGGCUCACUCGAAUAGGCUUAUCACAUCGAUACAAGACAACCACCAACACCCUUCAUAGCUCCAGCAUUAUGGCUCCAAUCGCCCUCAAAAAGCGCACAACAACCCGGGCAAAAAUCGCCCGGAAACCAACCACCUCCUCCACUCCAUCCCAAGGCCCCUUCUCCGACACAUCAACCUUGCGCACAAACAAAAAAGACAAACGCCAAAUAAAGCACUCUAUCUUCCUCUCUAAGAUCGAAAAGCCACGCACCAAGACCCUAAAAAGGCGGCGCCCCUCGAAGAAACUAGUCGCUAACCUCGAUUCACUGGUUGAUGCUCUGCCUGACACUGGCAACGAUAAUAAUACCCCUAAUGAUACUAUUGACAAACAAAGAGAGAUGAUGGCGAGCCAAAUGAACAUCAUCCGACAAAGGAGUUUGAAACAUAAACCCGGCGCGAUGAAGAGGAAGGAGACUCUGGAUCGGAGGGAGAGGGAGCGGUUUGCGAAGAAUCUGGCACAGAUGGCGGCAGCUUCACCUUCGACGGCAGGUGGCCCGGGUUCCUUGAAUAAUAAUAAUACACCAGUCCAUAUGGCACAGUCACCAUCACAACCACAGGUUGAGGAUGCCUCGACGUCGAAUCGCUGGGCAGCGUUGCGUAGUUUUAUUUCGCAGACUAUUGAUCAGAAUCCGGAGUUUAAUAAGGCUGCUGACAGGCCCACGUGAAGGAGUAUAUUAUGUCAUUUUAUUUAGGCGAUUUAUCCCGCGGGAGGAUGAUAGAUGGUGGAAUGCUUUAUAUUUAUGAGCGCAAAUUGUUGCUCUAAGAUGUCUUGUUAUCUCUUCGACUGGAGCAUAUACCGGCACGAGGGUGUCGGUGCUGUUCGGGCAGUUAACUAGGCGGUUUCCGGUCCUACAGGUCUAAGAAGGUUCAUAUGUGGUAGCGAUAGAUUGCAAACAUAGGUGAAUAGUGUGGAUACGCAUAGCUCAAGGGACGUCCAUAGGAUGAAUGAACCGGUGUAUGGAGUUUCUUCUAUAGAGUUUCAAGUUCUAGGGCAAUUUGAAUAUUGUAUAUAUCAUUUCUUCCGUGAAAGGACACCAUGGAAAAGAAUAAAAAGCAUCGUAAAAACAGUGCGAAAUGAUUGAGAGGCCACAUAUAUACUAUUUUACAUAGUGAAUCGUUUCACCGCUCCCUAUAACAAGAUAUUGGAAUAAAGUUAAGCUCCGGCCAUCAAUUUUCACCC
Molecule: messenger RNA, 1965 nt
Organism: Blastomyces dermatitidis ER-3
Lineage: Eukaryota; Fungi; Ascomycota; Eurotiomycetes; Onygenales; Ajellomycetaceae
Exons: 2
Coding region: 815-1450 (211 amino acids)
Biological process (GO): maturation of SSU-rRNA from tricistronic rRNA transcript (SSU-rRNA, 5.8S rRNA, LSU-rRNA)
Cellular component (GO): 90S preribosome; nucleolus; preribosome, small subunit precursor
Source: RefSeq, a predicted model, not a curated record